CCCAUUAGCAUUACUCAAAUUUACAAAGGUUCCAUUUUGAACACAAACACUCAAAAUUAUGCUCUUACGUUUUCAAGCAUCUCGCGCGUUUCUUCCACUUCCAAGUUCUUGUUUCAUGAAAUUUGGCCCAUCAAAACAAUUAGGGUUUACUUCCAUUUCUUCUUCUCCAACGAAAUCCUUCGCCAAAAUGGCAUCAGACCACUACACCUUUGGGCGUUACAAGAUUGAUCCGAAGGAAGUAUUCUACUGCACCACUCUCUCUUACGCCAUGGUCAACCUUCGUCCUCUUGUUCCUGGUCACGUGCUUGUCUGCCCAAAGCGUGAAGUUCAGCGCUUUGCUGAUCUCACUGUUGAUGAGACUUGUGAUCUAUGGCUCGCAGCUCAGCGGGUUGGUCGCCAGUUAGAGUUGUACCAUAAAGCUUCGUCACUCACAUUUGCAAUCCAAGACGGUCCGCAGGCAGGACAAACUGUACCCCAUGUUCACAUUCAUAUUCUCCCAAGGAAGGGUGGCGAUUUUGAGAAAAAUGAUGAGAUUUAUGAUGCUAUUGAUGAGAAGGAGAAAGAAUUGAAGCAACAUCUUGAUUUGGACAAGGAGAGGAAAGAUAGAGACAUGGAAGAGAUGGCUGAAGAGGCAGAGCAGUACAGAAAGCUUUUGUUGUAACUUCCUUUUCCUUUUCCUUUUCUUUUUGGCUUCUGCCAAGUCCACUAUUUUUUAACAAUUGCGUUGUAAUUUAUGACAACAUAAAGUAUUGAAAAAUUAACUUAUCAUAUGAAAGGCAUAAUGGGGUAUAUUUUUCUUUUAAAUAUGGAAAACACUAUUAUUUUCAUCA
Messenger RNA from Benincasa hispida (wax gourd), 830 nucleotides. The record is from RefSeq and is a predicted model, not a curated record. Lineage: Eukaryota; Viridiplantae; Streptophyta; Magnoliopsida; Cucurbitales; Cucurbitaceae.